Messenger RNA from Spea bombifrons (plains spadefoot toad), 908 nucleotides. RefSeq names its product goosecoid homeobox (gene GSC). The coding region runs from base 16 to 747 and encodes 243 amino acids. The record is from RefSeq and is a predicted model, not a curated record. NCBI's taxonomy places the organism in Eukaryota, Metazoa, Chordata, Amphibia, Anura, Pelobatidae. Gene Ontology annotation, biological process: regulation of transcription by RNA polymerase II. Gene Ontology annotation, cellular component: nucleus. Gene Ontology annotation, molecular function: DNA-binding transcription factor activity, RNA polymerase II-specific; RNA polymerase II cis-regulatory region sequence-specific DNA binding. The transcript has 3 exons.
UACCCCAGCUCUGGAAUGCCCUCUGGCAUGUUCAGCAUUGAUAAUAUCUUGGCUGCCAGACCUCGGUGUAAGGAGUCGGUGCUGCUCCCCCAGAAUGGCCCCGUGCUGUUCCCCGGUUUGGGGGACUCUCUCUAUGGAUCUGCAGACUACAGCGGAUUUUACAACCGAGCCGUGGCCCCCAGUUCCAGCCUGCAAGGGGUCAAUGGAUCUAGACUGGGAUUCAAUAACUAUUAUUACGGACAGCUGCAUGUGCAGACCCCCGUGGGACCCUCGUGCUGUGGGGCCCUGCAGCCCCUAGGAGCCCAGCAAUGCUCUUGUGUUUCAGCUGCCACAGCUUACGAAGGGUCCAGCUCGGUCCUUAUGCCCCCAGUUCCUCACCAGAUGCUCCCCUAUAUGAAUGUGGGAACCCUAUCCAGGACAGAACUUCAACUCCUCAACCAGCUCCACUGCAGGAGGAAGAGGAGACAUAGGACCAUCUUCACAGAUGAACAGCUAGAAGCCUUGGAGAAUCUCUUCCAGGAGACUAAAUACCCUGAUGUGGGCACCAGGGAACAGCUGGCCAGGAGAGUCCACCUGAGAGAAGAAAAAGUGGAGGUUUGGUUCAAGAAUCGCAGAGCAAAAUGGAGAAGACAAAAGAGAUCUUCAUCAGAAGAGUCAGAAAACACCCAAAAGUGGAAUAAAUCUUCAAAAGCUUCGGCAGAGAAAGGGGAAGAUCACGAGAAAAGUGAUUUGGACUCAGACAGUUGAUUAACCCCUUGGAUAUGGGAUCAAAUAAAAGAACUUUCACACAAAAGGAAGCUCCCAGUUGCACAAGCAAAUGCCAUGUUUUGGGAUCUGUACAUAGAGUGUAAAUAUGAUCGACUUGAUUACCUGUAAAUAAAGUAUGUUGCAGACAACUUGCACAGAUA